Rubroshorea leprosula is the source of this 938-nucleotide messenger RNA. Lineage: Eukaryota; Viridiplantae; Streptophyta; Magnoliopsida; Malvales; Dipterocarpaceae. The record is from the annotation of a GenBank genome assembly.
ACAGGCCUGGGUUCCUUGCGAACCCAACACAUUUGCCCGGGUUGGGUUCCAAGGAACCCAAGCGCUUGGUUCCCUUGAACCCAUGCCUGGGUUCUUCGAACCCAGCUGGUUCGUCGCUGGGUUCUUUGGAACCCAACGACGAACUAGUUGGGUUCCAUGGAACCCGACCUUGGGUUCGAAGAACCCAGCAUGCCUGGGUUCUUCAAACCCAGUUGGUUUGCCGCUGGGUUCCAUGGAACCUGACCCUGGGUUCCGUCGAACCCAAGCAUGGGUUCGAAGAACCCAGCUGGUUCGCUGCUGGGUUCUUUGGAACCUAACGACGAACCAGCUGGGUUCCAUGGAACCAGACCCUGGGUUCCUUGAACCCAGGGCUACAAAACUUGAAGCCAUUGAAGCUGAAUGUGCACGACUCAGGAAGGAUACGGACCUCAUGAUCAGGCAGAGUGCUGCGAGCAAGCUUAAUCUGUGUUUCAUGCUCAAAAUGCUUAAGGCUUGCGAAGAAGGCGAUUUUCUUAAGGCCACCCGGCUGCUUCGGUUGGUUUAGUUCCUCAAUCCUCAUCUUGUUCCUUUUGCUUUUCCAUGCUAAAGUGAAAGGGAAUUCUGCUUGACAUUUUCAUUUUACUUUAUCUAUUUUGCUGCACGAUAUUGACCAGGCAGAAUGAGCAAAGGCAGGGAUCUAUAUAAUGGACAAAUGAGGAACAAAGGCAGGGUUUCGAUGUAAUGGACAAGUAAGGAAUAAUUGUUAGUAGGAUUAAGCUAUUUGUUAUUGUGUUCUAUCUUCUUCUUUUUUUUUGGUGGAACCUGAUGCUUUGUUGUUCUGGCUAUUGUUAAACUCUGUGUUUCUCAUUUCCAGUUUCAUUGUGUUGAAUUGCAGAUGGUGCUUUUGGAAUUGUAAUCGGAGUUUUUUCUCGUAGUUGUACGGUACUUUUAGUUUUAGG